Rhodotorula toruloides NP11 is the source of this 321-nucleotide messenger RNA. Its product is annotated as 60S ribosomal protein l33. Gene Ontology annotation, molecular function: structural constituent of ribosome. Gene Ontology annotation, biological process: cytoplasmic translation; ribosomal large subunit biogenesis. NCBI's taxonomy places the organism in Eukaryota, Fungi, Basidiomycota, Microbotryomycetes, Sporidiobolales, Sporidiobolaceae. The record is from RefSeq and is a predicted model, not a curated record. The coding region runs from base 1 to 321 and encodes 106 amino acids. The transcript is spliced from 5 exons. Gene Ontology annotation, cellular component: cytosolic large ribosomal subunit; ribosome.
AUGCCGUCCACCCGUCUCUACGCCAAGGGCCGCGUCACUGGCUUCCAGCGCGCCAAGAGGAACCAGCGGACCAACACCUCGCUCGUCCAGGUCGAGGGCGUUGCUGACGCCAAGGAGGCCCAGUGGUACCUCGGCAAGCGCGUCGCCUACGUCUACACGGCGCAGAAGGCGAUCGGCGGCUCCAAGGUCCGCAUCAUCUGGGGCAAGGUCACCCGCCCCCACGGCAAGUCGGGUAUGGUUCGCGCCAAGUUCCGCCAGAACCUCCCGCCCAAGGCCUUCGGCCACUCGGUCCGCAUCAUGCUCUACCCCUCGAACAUCUAA